Messenger RNA from Betta splendens (Siamese fighting fish), 1904 nucleotides. Its product is annotated as b(0,+)-type amino acid transporter 1-like. Gene Ontology annotation, cellular component: membrane. Bases 260 to 1735 code for a protein of 491 amino acids. The transcript has 13 exons. NCBI's taxonomy places the organism in Eukaryota, Metazoa, Chordata, Actinopteri, Anabantiformes, Osphronemidae. Gene Ontology annotation, molecular function: L-amino acid transmembrane transporter activity. The record is from RefSeq and is a predicted model, not a curated record. Gene Ontology annotation, biological process: amino acid transmembrane transport.
GUUAGAUCAUUACACUAUAAAAAUUUACAGCGUCUUUAUCACAUUAUUCAUAAGUGUUAGUUUAUGGGCGUCUCAACAUGCCGAGCUGUCCGAGCUGCUGUGGGAACCUCCCCCUGGGCACUGAGCUCAGUAUCAUCCGUGACUUUACUCAGAUCGGACCGUCUGAGGUUUUGUUCAUUACACACCCAGGACCUGAAAACCAAAAACAACAACUGAUGAACAACAUUGACAGUUCAUGGAGCAUCUCUGAGCAGACAAAAUGGACCAGGACGGGUUUAAUGAGGCAAAGAAGACAUUGAAAGGUGUCGUCUCUCAGACCGAAGAUGAGAAGCCGGCCAAGGCCACGGUGCUUCAAAAAGAAAUAGGCCUGGUGAGCGGCAUCUGUCUGAUCGUGGGGACCAUGAUCGGCUCCGGCAUCUUCAUUUCUCCCAAGUCUGUCCUGCUGUACUCCGGAGCCGUGGGACCCUGCCUCCUGAUCUGGGCAGCCGGUGGAGUGUUGUCCACUCUGGGGGCCCUGUGCUACGCUGAGCUCGGCACCAUGAUCACUAAGUCUGGGGGAGCGCACUCAUAUCUAAUGGAGGCCUAUGGCCCCGUCCCAGCCUACAUUUUCUCCUGGACCGUUGUAGUGGUGUUGUCGCCGUCCUCCUUAGCCAUCAUCACCCUGAGCUUUGCUAAAUACGCCUCCACGCCUUUCUACCCUGACUGCACUCCUCCAGUGGUUGUUACUAAGUGUCUGGCAGCUGCAGCUAUACUGGUGAUUGUGAGCAUCAACUGUUUGAGCGUCAGGCUGGCGAGCUACGUGCAGAACUUCUUCACCGCAGCCAAACUGCUCAUCAUCUUCGUCAUUGUCGCAGCAGGCGUCGUCCUGCUGGCACAGGGACACACAAAAAAUUUGGCCAAUGCGUUCGAUGGCCCACCGCUGUCCUUUGGAGCAAUCGGACUCGCCUUCUAUAACGGGCUUUGGGCUUAUGAUGGAUGGACUCAGCUGAAUUUCAUUACAGAGGAGCUGAAAAGCCCACACAGGAACCUUCCCCUGGCCAUCCUCAUCGGGAUCCCUUUGGUCGGUGUGUGCUACGUGCUGGUCAAUGUGGCCUACUUCACUGUCAUGACCCCCAACGAACUGCUGCUGUCUGAAGCUGUGGCCGUGACCUUCGGGGACAGAGUCCUCCACCCAGUGUCGUGGAUCGUUCCGCUCUUUGUCGUCUUCUCCACGUUUGGUGCCGCCAACGGAACCUGCUUCGGUGCUGGCAGAUUGGCCUAUGUAUCUGGCAGAGAGGGUCACAUGGUGAAGGUCUUAUCCUACAUCAGCCUGAGGCGCUUCACCCCGGCCCCUGCUGUAAUGUUCAAUGGCCUCUUGGCUCUUUGCUACGUGAUGCCAGCCGACAUAAACACCCUCAUUAACUACUUCAGCUUUGCUCAGUGGGCGUUUCAUGGAAUGACACUGCUGGGUCUCAUAGUCAUGCGUUUCACAAAGAAGGAGCUGCACAGACCACUGAAGGUGCCGAUUGUCGUCCCGGCCCUGAUGGUCCUGGUGUCUUGCUACUUGGUCCUGGCUCCCAUCAUUGAUAAGCCAGAGCUGGAGUAUCUCUACUGUGUUCUCUUCAUUUUUGGUGGACUUCUCCUUUACUACCCUUUUGUCCACCUGAAAGUUGAAUGGGCCCAAAAAAUCAUGGGACCUAUCACCAUGCAUCUCCAGCUGCUGUUGGAAGUAGUUCCUGCUGAGAAGACUGAAUGAAGACGAACCGGACUGACAGAUCUGGGAAGAGCUUUAAUGAAGUCCGACUGCAGAUGAAAAAAUUAGGACCUCAUAUCUGUCAAAGCACAUGCUGUACAGUACGUCAUGUUCAUGACCCCGUUUUCCUGUUCUACAUCCUCAUAAAAUAAAAACCAUCCUGUAGAUCUGA